Messenger RNA from Acromyrmex echinatior (Panamanian leafcutter ant), 340 nucleotides. Its product is annotated as venom allergen 2-like. NCBI's taxonomy places the organism in Eukaryota, Metazoa, Arthropoda, Insecta, Hymenoptera, Formicidae. The record is from RefSeq and is a predicted model, not a curated record.
UCACAACAUACAUGAGUGUGCGAAGGAAAUGAAAUGUGGAAAUGUACUGAUCGAUCCCUUGAAGGAUAUUUUUGCAUUGCAUUGUGCACUGCAAAAAAUUGGCGUGAUUAACAAAGAAAAUAGAAUAGUCAAAAACAAUGGUGUUGAAUAUUGCACAGCUGUUGUGUCUGAAAAGAAUGUGGAUUUAUGCAAGAAAGAGGUUACGGACUGCAUAGACAAAGAAAGUAAAAAGCUAGGAUCCAACAUAGACGAACUCCACCGUCAGAUAAACUGUAUUAUAAAGAAGGGUAUGAAGAAUAACAUUGACUGUAGUAUGCAUAACGUAAAAAAAAACGCAUAA